AAGACACAUGCUUCUGCAAGCUUCCAUGAAGGUUGUGAAAAAAGUUUUAAUCCAGAAUUGGGUUCCAGCUUUCUGUAGCUGCAAGCAUUGUGGUUGUGCCACUUCCUUAGGAAGCAGCCAGAACUGAGGACAUAGGGUGGAGAGAAUUUUUUUUUUUCUAAUUUGCUGGACAUGAAAUUAAUUUAGAAUACUUCCACAUUUCAGGUGGAAGACAUGUCCACCUCCUGAUUAUUUUUGGAGCAUAAGAACGUUUUCAUUUUUUUCAUCUCUCUCUCUCUCCCCCCACCAAGAUUGUGCCAAAAAUAUACCUUGGCUAACUGAAAGUCAUAUCAUCGGAUUUUGAUCACAACUGAUUAUUUGUUUUUCCAUGUAAAGUUUGGGGGUUUCAAACUUUCCUUCAGGAGAAUGCCUUUUGAAACAGUUUUCUCUAGCUUCCUGAUGUCAAGUGCUCAGUAAUCAGUGGAUAUUAUAAUGGUCAAAAUGUACAGAGAGUGGGCAGUGAUGAAUAUUUUCAUGAUGUUCUAUGUGCAACUGGUGCAGGGCUGCAGUAAUGAACAUGGACCAGUGAAGCGUUCAUCUCAGUCAAUGUUAGAACGAACCGAACAGCAGAUAAGAGCUGCUUCUAGUUUGGAGGAGCUACUGAGUAUCAUGCACUCUGAGGACUGGAAGCUGUGGAGAUGCCGGCUGAGGCUCAGAAGUUUUACCAGUAUGGACUCUCGCUCAGCAUCUCAUCGGUCCACCAGGUUUGCAGCAACUUUCUAUGACAUUGAAACCCUAAAAGUUAUAGACGAAGAGUGGCAAAGAACCCAGUGCAGCCCUAGAGAGACGUGCGUGGAGGUCGCCAGCGAGGUGGGGAGGAGUACCAACACAUUCUUCAAGCCCCCUUGUGUGCAUGUGUUCCGGUGUGGUGGCUGCUGCAACGAUGAGAGCCUCGUCUGUGCGAACACGAGCACCUCGUACGUUUCCAAACAGCUCUUUGAGAUAUCAGUGCCUUUGACAUCAGUACCUGAAUUAGUGCCUGUUAAAAUUGCCAACCAUACAGGUUGUAAGUGUUUGCCAACAGCCUCUCGCCAUCCAUACUCAAUUAUCAGAAGAUCCAUCCAGAUCCCAGAAGAAGAUAGUUGUUCCUUUUCCAAGAAACUCUGUCCUGUUGACAUGCUUUGGGAUAGCAGCAAAUGUAAAUGUGUUUUACAGGAGGAGAAUCCACUUGCUGGAACGGAAGACCAUUCUCAGCUCCAGGAACCGGCUCUCUGUGAGCCACACAUGAAAUUUGAUGAAGAUCGUUGCGAGUGUGUCUGUAAAACAUCAUGUCCCAAAAAUUUCAUCCAGCACCCCCAAAACUGCAGUUGUCUUGAAUGCAAAGAAAGUCUGGAGAGCUGCUGCCAGAAGCACAAGCUAUUUCACCCAGAUACCUGCAGCUGUGAGGACAGAUGCCCCUUUCAUACCAGACAAUAUGCAAAUGGAAAACCAGCAUGUGCAAAGCAGUGUGGCUUUCCAAAGGAGAAGACGACUGCCCAGGGGCCCCACAGCCAAGAGAAGCCUUGAUUCAGCUUCGUUCCAAGUUCUGCAUCCCUGUCAUUGUCAACAGCAUGCUGCUUUGCUGAGUUGCUGUCACUGUUUCGCACCCCCCCCACCCCAGGUGUUUGGAAAAAUCUAUUUUACAUAGCACCACAGUAAAUCCAAACCAGGCUUUCAUUCACACCAGCUGAGGAGUCCCUGGCUCACUGACAGAUGUCUUCUAGCCACAGAGACCUCUGCACAGCAAAGAAUGGAGAGGAGGGGACCCACAGAGCCCCCCGUUUUUGGUGAAUGAGAAAGGUGUGCUGGUCGUGGAAUGACAGGUGCCAUGUGAUGACUCAGAGCAGGUGAGGACUGUGUAGUCCAAAUCCUUUGCUAAUUGCAACUCUCUUGUGAAUUAUUAUGGUUCUUUCUCAUGCAGAAUUUGAUUUGUAUGGUCAGCACCGACUUCUGAUUACUGUCCAGCUUGCAGUUUUCCAGUAUAGCGAACUACUGUCUGAUGUUUCAUAUUUAAGUGUAUUUAAAAAAAUAAACACCAUUAUUCAAGC
This is a messenger RNA of Otolemur garnettii (small-eared galago), 2066 nucleotides long. RefSeq names its product vascular endothelial growth factor D (gene VEGFD). The transcript is spliced from 7 exons. Gene Ontology annotation, molecular function: growth factor activity; vascular endothelial growth factor receptor 3 binding; chemoattractant activity. Gene Ontology annotation, biological process: positive regulation of protein phosphorylation; sprouting angiogenesis; positive regulation of angiogenesis. The coding region runs from base 472 to 1545 and encodes 357 amino acids. The record is from RefSeq and is a predicted model, not a curated record. Gene Ontology annotation, cellular component: membrane. Lineage: Eukaryota; Metazoa; Chordata; Mammalia; Primates; Galagidae.